AUGAAGCAGAUUCUGGCAGAAGUGGCAAGAGAGUCUGUUGUAGAACAGACUGACGAAGAAGCUCGUCUGGAAGCUCAGCGACGCUACGCGAAGAAGAAGAACACUGGCAGACCAAAGAAUCUGCCUGGAGCUCCUUCUAAGAAGCGCUCUGCAGAGAUGCCUCUGGCAGUGCAAGCCCGUGUUCUGAAGCAGAUGAGGACAGAGAUGCCUGGCUUUAGUUCUGAGCAGGACUUUGCUAAAAGCAUGAGCCAGAAACUUGGUCUGGACAAGAAGUACGUCAAGAAGCUCUGGGCUAGAAGAGACCACGUUCUCUUGCAACAGUCUGCGCGGAACUUUUCUGUGCUCCCUGGCAAGCACCUCUCUGCCAGGUCUGGUAAGGGCCGUGCGAAGGUUACUGCCAGAAAAAGAGGGCAAGGCUUCCGUCUGACAGGAGCUGGCCGCAAGACAGAGUUUUCUGCCGUGAAGACCGCUCUGCGGACCUGGUUCGAGGAGUCUCGUGCCUACGGGCACUCUGUGAAGAAGCGGCAUCUGCUGUCGCAGUGGCAGCUUCUGCUGAGCCAGGAGCUUCUGAAGCUCAAGUCUGCGAAGAGUGCCUCUGCAGACUCCUUCGAGCGGGGUCGUCUGGAUCAAAAGAUCUCUGAAGGCGAGAAGCAGCUGCAGUCUGCUGCGAAAGAUUCUGGCAAGAACCGUCUGAGGCAGCUGUUGCUGGAUGUCGGUGCCAAGAAUCUGGAGCCGGAUCUGAAGACGAAGCUGUCUGAGUCUGAGGAGAUGGUCUCUGCGAAGCUCACUUACCAGAGUCUGGACCGCACUCUGUGGACAGCCUGCUUCGCACCUCUGGAGGAUCUGGCGACCAGGGUUGCCAAGCCCUCUGAGUUCAGAGACCAUGUCUCUGAUUUGGUCGUGAUCUGCUCCGACCAAAUCCCUCUGUGGAUAAAGUCUGGCAGCGAGCGAGAGCUGUUUGCUGAGUGGGAGCACAACCCUCUGCCCCAGCAGCAUCUGCGAGAGGCUCUGAAGAAUCACCAUCUGACCUCCUCUGACCAGGUGAAGUCUGGCGAUCUGGUGGCACCUCUGCUGCAGGCUGUGAAGCCGUCUGCUGAAGCUGCCCGUGCCUCUGGUCAGAGGCAGAAGAGGGCCUUUCUGGACGCGGACUCUGUGCGCUACCGUGUCACCUACGAGGCCAGGCAAGCUCUGUACGGCCUCUGCAAAGACCCUGCUCUGGAGGGCGAGUCUGGUUUGAGCGGGCAAGUUCUGCCUGGUCUUCUGGUGGUGCACGGCUCUCACGCUCGUCUGAACAACAUCGACAGCUCUGGUCGAUUUCUGCGAGACGAGACGUUUGAGUUCUCUGGCAAGAUGAUCUGCCGCAAAGCAGGCUCUUCUGCUGGCAAUCUGCUCCGUGGCUGGAGGCAGGCCCGGGACAAGGAUCCUUCUCUGUUUCGCCAGAUCAGUCUGAUGAGCCAGCCCUCUGCGAAUGUGGAUGGCAUCAUCUUCGCCUGGGCUCAGGAGGAGCUGGCUGCUCUGGCACCUGCCUCUGUCCAUGUCCGCGACUGCUUCGCGGCGGCCUGGUCUGUCUCUGGGGCAGAGUCUCUGUUCUACUCGCAGAGUCUGCAGACGGUCAUUGGACCGAAACUGACUGCGAGUCUGCAACUGACUGACACAGACUAUGCCAGAUCUUUCAAAAGUCUGGCAAGGUCUGCCAUGGACGACCUGAGGCAUGCCGGUCAGACUGCUCUGCUGGCAGCUGGCGAGAAGGAGUUCUGGCGAGCGAGCCAUCUGGACAUGGCGACGGCUGUGGUGCAAGCUCAGACGAAGAUGUCUGAGCGACAGGCCUCCAAAGACUGGAUCGUGUCUGGUCUUCGCCGCAACGGUCUGCUGGCUUACAGACCGGACUUCACCAAGCAGACUCUGGUGCCUCUGAAAGACGAAGACUGCUGCGGCGCCUCCAUGGGUUCUGCAAGGACGAAGCCAGCCUGGCUGAAGGACCGCUACUCCUGGCUGGAUGCAUCUGGCAUUCCAGCCCAGCCGGACUGGUCUGCUCUGCACGGAGCCAAAGUCGUGGCGGAUCUGGUGGAAUGGAGCUACUACCACUCGGACUCGCAGGACGAGGCUCUGGAAAACCAGGUCUCCGAGGCCCUUCUGAACGUGCACGAGAUGCCACUGGAUCUGCAGCUCCCCUGCAUCGAAUCUGGCGUCCUGACACUUUCUCUGGACCUGCAACGUGCAGCCUGGCAGAAGCAGCUCUCUGCGGACAAAGACACUCUGCACAAGAAAACUGUCAAGCGAGACGUGAAGCAGAUGAUCACUCUGGCCAAGCGGAAGCUUCGAGGAAAGCUUCUGGAAGCCAUGAGGCAUCGUCUGACACAGAUGUCCCGACAGCAAGCUUUGCAACGUCUGGUGCCGAGAGCCUCUGAGAAGAAGCCCUCUGUCGUGAAGAAGGCCGUUUUGAAGCAAAAGAAAAAGACGGCCCUGGCCCACGCUGCGAAGGCUCUGGCGAAGGCCAAGGCUCUGGACGACAAGCCCUCCGGCGACUCUGCUUUGGUUCCUGGCCCUGCUCCUGCUGACCCCGUCGCUGAGAAGGCCUCUGAGCUGAAGGAGGCAACGAAGGGCCCUCUCUACGGCCGAGUCUGCAGGAUUCUGCGAGAGGACCACACCUGUGGCAAGUCUGGCAAGUGCUCUAUGCACAACCUUCUGACGAACCAGGUGUCUCUGAUUGGUGUAGGGGAUGCCUGUGCCACCGUGAUCCUCUCUGACAAGGACGUCUGCGAGGUUGAUCCACUCUGGCAGACUCCGAAGAAGUGGAAGAAUCUGCGCCUGAAGAGGGAGCUGAAGCAGACUGUUCUGCGAGCUUGCGGUGGCUCAGCCCUCUUUUUGGAGGCUUCUGGUGGGUUCUUCGCUGCGGAGCCUGUGGAGUUGCUGAAGUUCAAGAAGUCUUUCCCGCAGAUGCUUCUGGACCAGCAUCUUCGGUACGGCUGGGAACUUCUGCGGUACAAUCUGAGCGACUCCGACGAGAACUGGUUCCUGGACAACAAGAUCUGCAUGGUGGACCCGAAGCUCUCUGGGCAGCUCCUCGCCGAACACGACCGCCCCGAGCUUCUGCAGACUGCUCUGGACAGACUUCGCUCUGAGAACAAGCUGCUGUUCGUGCCCGUCUGGGGGCACUCUCCGAACCACUGGACCCUUCUGGUCCUGCAGCGAGAAGACCUCUCGGAAAGCUUCUCUGUGAAGUAUCUGGACAGCCUGUCUGAGAAGCACGAGGAGUGCUCUGUGAACGCUGCCAGGCUUCUGUCUCUGCUUCUGCCGGCAGAGACUCUGCCAGAGAGAAGCUCCUCUGGCACCCAGAAGUCUGACGAGUGCGGCUUCUGGGUUCUGGCCAACAUGCUCUGGAUCCUGUACCCUCUCUGUCUGGAAGGACCCUGUUCUCAUGGCUCUCGCCACAAGCUGGUUCUGGAGAUCAUGUCUGAGCUGAAGGCCUGGCUCAUCCAGCUGUCUGGAGAGCAGGCCAAGCUCUCAAAAGAGCUUCUGGACAAGGAGAAGUCUCUGGACAAGCUUCUGAAGAGCAACCGCCUGCGCUCUGAAAAACUGGCAGCGAAGUCUGCAGAGGCCUCUGCCACAGGCCUGAAGCUCUGGAAUCUGGCCAAGCAGCUCCUCACUCUGAACAAGGAGCCUGAGGCCAGUGAUUUGUCUGAAGAGGACAAAUCUCGCAUCGAGCACGUCCGUCUGACAGGCCUGGGCGUCUGUUCCAGAUGCCACUGGCAAAGUGGAUGUUUGGACUGUGAUCCUGCGAAGCUGGAGCGGCAGCGCCGGCGCUACUACCGGGGCAACGUGGACUCGAGGUCUCACCUGGAGCGCGAGGAGGAGAAUAUUCGUCGUCGCCAGGAGCACCGAUCGAGGCUUCCGGAGGAGCAGAAGAUAAGGGAAAUGGACGAGCUCCGCGACUGCACCUUCCGCCCCUGCCUCGUCAAGAAGCUAAGCUCCAGCCCGACGACGCCGCGGCAGCCAGGCUCCCCUAAGAGUUUGUUGGGGACCUCCGGCUCCAUCGCCGAAGAUCUGGCGUCCACCGUUGGACAGCUCAGUCCUGGUAUGGUGGCGUCGAAGCUCCAGCAGUAUGUGGAGGUGCAGCGCCGGGCUUACGACCGCCUCCAGCUCCUGGCUGCAGAAGAAGGACCGUUGAAAGAGCGACUGCGCCAACUUCAUGCGGAUUUGCACGACCGUAUACAGAAAGAGGAAACCGCUCGAGUGGUUGGCAUGUUGCAAGAUGCGGAUGCCGGCUCGGCAUCCCAGAAAGAUUUGAUCCAGCGAGUACGCGCGAUGGUGGCCGAGGGCGCCGACCCGGAAUCAGCUCAGCAGCAGAUCGUGGAGGAGCUUGUCCAUCAGUCCCAGGACGAGGUGCGCCGACGGGUCGUGGAGCAGUUUGGGCCACUGCGGCUGGAGGCUGAAGGAGAGCUCUACAACCGGCAGCUCGCAGUGGCUCAUGAGCUGGAAGCCUUGGAGGCUCGGGUCAUCGCCCUACGCGGGGGAACGUUGUGCGAGGAGGCCAAGAAUCUCGGCUUCGACUUCGGCCUUUCAGCACAGGUGCGGCAGAAUCUCCGUGCGAUGCCCGGCGUCCGGCGUGCCAAUUCCGGAAGUAGCUCCAGUGUGCCCAUGCGCUACGCGAGCUCCCUGUCACAGCGGGAUUCGGAGAUGAGCAUGAUGGAUGUGCCGCGCAGUAGCUCCCAGACUGUGGUGACGCUGGCCAACGGCGGAGCAGCUUCAGGUGGAAGCCCACGCGGCGCCUCGAAACCCGAUCUCGGCUUCGUGAUCUCACCACGCUCGACCUCUCCGAAGGACAUUCAUCCGCCGGCCGAUCUGGCGUUCGCGUGA
Symbiodinium sp. CCMP2592 is the source of this 4857-nucleotide messenger RNA. The record is from the annotation of a GenBank genome assembly. Lineage: Eukaryota; Dinophyceae; Suessiales; Symbiodiniaceae.